GCCGAGUGAGGGCAGUCAGUCGUGGACAUUCAUCACACACCAUCGACAUACACAAUGAGGGCCGAAUCGGUAUUGCUAUUGAUCUGCAUCGGUGGUGUUUUGACCGUUGCCGAGGAGCGAGAGGAGAAGUCGGGCGACAGGGAGAUCGUUCGCAAACUGACGGGGAUCAGCGAGCAGCUAGAGGCGCUGGACAACAAGGCGAUUGAAGUGAUCAAACACCAGAAAGGAUUCGAGCACAAACUCAAGGAUCAGCGCGAUCAGAUCGAAGGCAUUGUCAGACUGGAGUUUGGACUGGUCAAACUGGAGAAGGACACGGUCAACAGUUUCCAGCUUACGGCCUCAGGAGUAAGAAACCUGACGGCCAUAAUUAACUCUGCCCAGAGGCAGAACGAAAAUGCCAUCCGGAAUCUGGGCAAGGCGGAGAUCGAGAUCAGAAGUGCUUUAGGCAAGUUCGAUGAAGAUCAAAACAAACACGAGCAGGAACUCAGCAAGGUGACCAAGUCCGUCGAAAGAAAUCUGGGAGAGAUCGAACAGCUUCUUAAGCAGUCCGUCAUCAGAGAGCUUGUCUCGCUGGAAAAGAAGGCCAAGGUUCUGCAGCAGCAGCAGAGGAACAUUGAGGAAAAAGUGGUCUACUUGGAUGAGCUAAAUGCUCUGACCAGCCGGGCGAACCGGAAAGUGGAUCAUCUGGAGCAGGAACUGCGCUCGCUAAACUACACCCAAGCGGAGAGUCUGGCUGGCAUUGAGAAAGUGAUACUCGCGGUGCAUGGAGGCACCUCGCAGAUUGAGCACAAGCUGGGGGCCCUGCUCAGCAAUCAGAAGAACAUUGAGAGGACUCUAGACGCCUGCAAGCGUGGGCAGCAUCGACACCCAGGUAAUGAGAAGCCCCAGGGCGGCUGGUCCCACACAGGAUACACCUCCGCUCCCUCGCACCAAUCGCAGCCAAAGCAGAAGCCGACGGAGUACGAGACCAGCUAUGCCACAGAAGAAGAGGCCGAAUACCUCUACAAGCUCUGGUACGGCAGGGAGAAUGAACACACGAAGAGCAGGUCCUGAGCACAAUGGCAACUCUCUUGCUUAAGCUAACCAUCCGAACAUCUCACUCAAACUAAACCUAAAUAAAUGCACUUUCGAUCAAAGAUUCUGUUC
This is a messenger RNA of Drosophila obscura, 1146 nucleotides long. RefSeq lists its product as uncharacterized. The transcript is spliced from 2 exons. NCBI's taxonomy places the organism in Eukaryota, Metazoa, Arthropoda, Insecta, Diptera, Drosophilidae. The record is from RefSeq and is a predicted model, not a curated record. The coding region runs from base 55 to 1053 and encodes 332 amino acids.